Messenger RNA from Anneissia japonica, 3565 nucleotides. RefSeq lists its product as uncharacterized. Lineage: Eukaryota; Metazoa; Echinodermata; Crinoidea; Comatulida; Comatulidae. Gene Ontology annotation, molecular function: ADP binding; protein binding. The record is from RefSeq and is a predicted model, not a curated record. Gene Ontology annotation, biological process: regulation of apoptotic process. The coding region runs from base 472 to 3393 and encodes 973 amino acids. The transcript is spliced from 6 exons.
UCUUGCAAAUAUGUUUACUGAUACAACAAAAAAUAUUUCUUUAAUAUAAAUUUGAUUCCAUUCUUAUUAUCUUUUUAUAUGUGUCCCUAACCAUUAAUUUACUUGUGAACAUCUUAUCAGUUUUUAUUCAUUGAUAGGGUGAACUAAUGUUUUUUUAUGGGGCCUAAUUAUAUUACAUUGUGAAAAGGAUAUGCUUAAUAAUCGUAGGCCUGCCUCAAAUAUUUCCUCCAUGUUCAUACUAUGGAUUUUCAGUCCUAUCAUUUUUUUAAAUUAUUAUUAUUAUACCUACUGCAUAGUAAUAUUGUUAUUGAUUGCUUCAUACAAUAGAUUUUACUGGCCUAUGAUUAUGUUUCCUAGGUAAUUAUGGCUACGUCACAGACAGACACAAUGGAAUCAAUUUACAUGGUGAACUAUUAUGACGCGACGCCAUCGUAGGUAGGUGUACUAACAACUCCCUGGAAUAGAACAAACAUGUCCACCGAUAAAGAUCCAAAAUCAAUCAGUCGUUUUCGGUGGCUUAUAGUAUGCUUAGCCAAUUCGAUUACUGACCCUGAGCUGAAGAAGGCUAAGUCGCUGGUCAAAGACAGACUCGGUGGCAGGGACUACGAUGCUGUCAAAGAUACGUUUGAUUUCUUCGAUAAGUUGCAGAAAAGAAAUUAUAUCCAUGAAGGGGAUACCCAAUUGCUACGGCAUAUCCUCAGUAAGAUUAGGCGAGAGGACUUGAUCGAAGAGCUUGACAAAUACGAUUCACAAUAUGCAGUUAUUGCUAGGCAUUAUCGUAUGCAUCCAGCAGCAUCUGAAGGCCCGUUCAUCGGUAGGGAAGGCCAGCUAAACGAAAUUUUUAGUCGGCUGAAAGAAAAAAAUGAAUAUGGUGUGGCAACUAUCUGCAUCAGUGGACUUCCGGGUAUGGGUAAAACCAGAUUAGCAAAAGAGGCCUGCUAUCGUCAGAUAGAGUACCAUGAACUUCUAGUUGUUGACCUACGGGAAUUGUCUACAACAGAAAGUAUCUGUUAUGCAGUAAUGCACACACUGGGUGAAGAUGCAUCGUUAAACGUUGAUAUAGAUGUUGUGACUUUAAAGCUGAAAAAGUAUAGGCCGAAUAAAUCCGAUGGAACUGUAAUUUUAUUUGACAAUGCUGAUCGUCCUCUAAAAACCCCGAAAGAAGGUGUAAACGAUGACGUGUACAGCAACUUUGUUGAACUAAUUGAGAGAAUCAUUGAAUGCGGCAACAACAGUCUGAAGGUGUUAAUCACAUCCAGAGAGGGAUUUCCUCAAGAAUUAUGCACCCGCCAUAAGAUUAUUUCGAUUACGGCCAAAGAGCUGGAAUAUAAUGACGCAAAGAAAAUCCUCGAAUACUAUUCCGGAAAUACUGAAAUAUCGAAUAAAGAGGCUAAACGACUAAUACAAAUAUGUGGAAAGUGCCCUCUAGCUUUGAAAGUCAUCGGCAGUCGUCUAAAGGAUCAUACUGUACAACCGAAUAAAUUAAUCGAAUAUUUAGAAAAAAAUCCUCAUGACGUAACAGAACUUGGAUUACCUGGUGAAGUAAAUCUAGAGGCAUGUUUAAGCAACACAUUUUAUAGUCUGCCCAAGAAGCAAAAGCUCCAUCUAAUUCGACUGUCCGCAUUCCCUGGUACAUUUACAAGUCAUGCAGCUCUUGCAGUUUUUGAGAAGACGCCAGCUGAAGAAGUGGAGGUGAACCUCCAGCUCCAAGAUCUGAAGUACAGAAAUCUGAUUGAGACAUUUGUAAAUGAAACCAACAAGUCAGAAAUACGCUACGGGAUCCAUCUACUGAUGCGACAGUUCUUGCAGGGUGUAGCCGAGAUUGAUACAUCCUUAACAAAACAUUACAACCUAGCAGAACAGGCAUUUGUUAGACAUUUUUUGAAAGAUCUAAAAGAAAUAGGAACUAUGAGCGAACUAAGAUACAAGAAAGCUAUGAAGAAAAAAAAUGAUGACGCUGCUAACUUUCAAAAACUUCUUAAGUUACUUCAAAGUCAAAAGAGAGACAUUGGAGUUGAUGAAUGGCGAUUGAUAUCUAGUACAAUUGAACUGUUUUAUUCUACAAAAGAACGACUCAAGUACUUCAAAGCCCAGCGAGAGCUUGCACACCAGAACCAGAGCACACUGGAAUUUGUUGAAAUGUCAGCGUAUGAAGGGUUACAGAUGUCCAGAAUAAAUCAUCGUUACGGAGACAUUCUACCUCUGUUUGAAAAUGCUGAGCGAAUGCUGUUAAAACCCCCAGAAACGAAAGAGGUACACUUAGUAAAAAACUUCCUAACCAGUAUGUUAUCCAAAUUAUUACCAGAAAAAUAUUUUGUCGAAAAGCCCUUUCAUUACCUGAACGCUGAAGAGAAAGAAACACUUGUUCUGCUAUAUCAACAAUGGGGUAAUGUUUGUACAACAUGUUUAGAAGAUUUAGAUAUGGCCAAUAAGCGGAUUCAAAUCGCUUAUGCUCUUGUAAAAGAACUAAAUCUGAGAAACACAAACACUGCUCGAUUCUAUAGCACUAUGGCAGAUGUGAUUCUGAACAACUCUAGACUCCAAAGAGCCAGUAAUCUCUGUGAGAAGAGCAAAAUAAUAGAAGCGUUGGAAUUAUACAAAAAGGCAUAUGAACUAAAAAAGGAACUAACUGGGUCAGAAAAUCAUCCAGAUAUUCCAGUGUAUCUAGCAAACAUUGGUUCUUGUUACUAUCAGUUAGAAAAAAUUGACGAUGCUAUUAUGUAUUGCAAGUGGUCCUUGAGAGUGGAAGAGGAAAUGUUGAUUGACAACGAGGAGGGUUAUGUUAAAACACUCAGAAUCCUUGCCCUUGCAUACAGCGACAAGAACAGAUAUGAGGAUGCCAUCGAAUAUGGUAAAAGGUGCCUCAGAAGGCGUGUUGAAUUGUUAGGCAUCCACACAGACACGGCACGCGCUUAUUAUCUUCUGGGUUCACUCUAUCUAAAGUGGAAGGAUCGAGGUAACCUAAAGACAGCUGAGCAACACUUUGAGGAGGCGCUAAAAGUUGAAGAACAGUUGUGGAAGCAGGACAAGCCUCAUUCUCGUGAUUGGGAGAAUCUCAAAAGGGACAUGGAAAAACUCCUCGCAAUCACCGACCAAAAAAUGAAAUACAUAACCUACAGAAGACGCUUUAAUAUGGCGGAAACCACUAUAAACGAUAGCGAUACAGACUCUGAGUCAUCAGACUCCGUAGAUGUCGAAAAAAUGAUGAAAGAUUUUGAGAAAAAGGUUAAACCGAUCACUCUUAAGCGACGGCAUAGUACGUCUAUUUCCGAUGAUGAUGAAGGUUCGCCAUUUGUGGCGUCUAGGGACAGUGGUAUUUCAAGCAUGGCAAGUGUCGAAAGAGACGGUAAACAACGAAAGAAACGGAAAAUCAAACGAGAAAACCUGCCAUAGACAAGUAUAUAUCACGAAUAAUAAUUAAAACCAAAACUGGAUCUGAGGACAAUUUUUCCUAAGCGCCAAGUGCAUGGAAUAGGACUUUUGAAAUUUGAAUUAUCUUGCGACUCUAUUUGACAUUUGACUUUUCCAGUAGAUUAGUGUAUUAUAUUUAAAUAUUAUUGUUCAG